Planococcus citri (citrus mealybug) is the source of this 1947-nucleotide messenger RNA. RefSeq names its product cytochrome P450 4C1-like. Gene Ontology annotation, molecular function: monooxygenase activity; heme binding; oxidoreductase activity, acting on paired donors, with incorporation or reduction of molecular oxygen. The transcript is spliced from 12 exons. The coding region runs from base 280 to 1776 and encodes 498 amino acids. The record is from RefSeq and is a predicted model, not a curated record. NCBI's taxonomy places the organism in Eukaryota, Metazoa, Arthropoda, Insecta, Hemiptera, Pseudococcidae.
AGACAUGACUUGUGCGACAAGAACUAGAUGCCUAGAUACUUAUUUCUCGAUAGGUACACGCUUAGUGUACCGCAUCAGAAGGUUGUUGCCCGUGAACUUCGAUCAUUUUUCCGGAUUUUUAAUAGGUAGUGAUUUUUUCCGCGCAGCUUACACGUUUGUUUGGCAUUAAUAAACAGUUUCGAUUCUAUCGUUUAAUUCAAUAACCGAUUCGUUUGAAAAUUGAUUUAGAUUUGUUGCAGUGUAGUUCUGUUUUUAAGUGCGGAUUUUUUCUUCUUCAGUAUGAACGUUAUACUGAUAUCAGCAUGCGUAAUUUUAAUUGCAAUUUUGAUGAGUUAUCUUCGCAAGUCGAAAAACAAGAGACUAAACGAACUACUUGCACAGUUCCCUUCGUAUCGCAAAUAUCCAUUGAUUGGAAAUGCAUACAUGCUGUUUGGUCCUUUGGAUGGUUUACUUUCAAGAUUCGAAAAUAUUAUGAAACAUGAUCGCGUCACGUUCUGGCUUGGGCCAGUACCAUGUUUAUUUUUGAAAAAAUACGACGAUAUUGCGGCUGUUUUCACCCAGAGCACAGAUCGUGAUUUUCUUGGAACAAUUGAUGAAUUUGUGGGUGUAUCGAUAAUGAAUGCACCACAUGAAGAAUGGAAGCUAUCUAAAAAAAUGGUAGCGCCUGCUUUCAGCUCGAAAAUGCUAACGAAAUAUGAGGAAACGUUCAAAAGUAAUGCUCUAGAGCUCAUCGAAAAGCUAAAACCAAUCGCAAACAGUGGUAAAGAAAUAGAUACUCGGAAACUGAUGUUGAGAGCAACUCUAGACGUACUUGUAGAAACUUUAUAUGGUGUUUCAACCAAAGCUGGUGGAAAAGUUGCAGAAGACUUUUGCGGAUAUUCACUCGACGCUGUUGAGCUCACGGUAAAACGUAUCCAAAUGCCUUGGCUUACGUUACAUUAUAUCAACAAGAUAUACUUAUGGAUGAUAGGUAAACCUAAUUGCGUUCAGAACUUUCGGCAGUAUCCGACAGUGGUAUUGAAAAAAAACAUUGAAGAUUACAAAAAUUCAAGGCAUAAUGAUGAUGCUCCGGAUGAAGAUGAUGAUGACAAAUCCAAAUCAUUGAUCGAUUCACUCGUCAGAUACAGCUUCAGAGAACCGAAUAUUUCAGAAACACGCAUAAGAGACGAAUUGUUAGGGGUGUUGGGAGCGGGAAUUCAAUCAUCACCACUGACUUCAAGUUUUAUAAUGCUGAUGCUAGCGAUGCAUCAAGAUAUUCAGCAAAAAGCAUACGAAGAAGUUUUGAAAUUUAAGAAUGCUGAUGGUACAUUAAACCAAAAUGAUAUUUUCCAUAAUAUGACAUACUUGGAACAAUGCAUCAAAGAAUCACUACGAAUGUAUAGCCCAGUAGCGAUAACUGACAGACGUCUUCAUAAGGAUGUGGUAUUGAAAGACAAUAAGGUAGUUCCAGCAAACACGUUAGUUGUGGCUCUCAUAGCUUUCGCGAAUUAUGAUCCUGAUUUAUACAAAAAUCCAGAAGUAUAUGAUCCCGAACAUUUUAACGAAGAAGCGGUAAGAACACGUCCUAAAACCAGCGAGCUGACCUUUGGAAUUGGAGGAAGAUCUUGCGUAGCUGGAAAGUACGCGAUGAUGUUCAACAAAACGCAAAUCGCUUACAUUUUGCUCAAUUAUCAUUUAUCAACCAGUGUCAAGGAAUUUACAAAAGAACACCUAUGUAUGGUACUCGCCAUCGAGAGUAAAAUCGGCUAUCCUAUCAAAUUUACAAGCAGACGAUAGAUUGAAUAGUGAAAAAAUGAAAAUUAUGCCUAUGAUGAAUAAUUUCUUUCAUGUUUUUGUUAAUUUUCAUAAUGCUAUUUAUAACGAAUUGUAGAUACAAUUUUAUAUCAGUGCAUGUGCACAAUAUUAUACUAAAAAAUGUAACGUUCGAGUAAAUUUUUCCCACCUCUU